AUGGAUUGCGAUCCAGCCACCACAUGCCAGGCAUCCUUCAAUGAACUCGCCUUCGAGUUCGCCGGAUGGGGGUCCGUGACUAGCGUUAAGCUCGACAAGGAACUCAGUGCUGCUGAACCCAACAAGAUUGAUCCAUUGAUGGGCCCGUUUGUUGCAAGUGCGCUUGCGGGGAAUGACCUUCUGGGAGGCGUGUUCUAUACCAUCCCGGCGGUCUUGGCGGUAUCUGGCGCCUACUCUGUAAUUUCGUUAUCCAUAGCCACCCUGAUCCCUUUUCUUUGGCGGCCCAUGAUGGAGGAGCUAGGGUCGGCCCUGCCCAUAAGUGGAGGGUCAUAUGCGUACUUGCUGAACGUCUCGACGAAGUUCCUCGCUCUCAUCAGCGCAGCUUUACUUUUACUGGACUUCGCGGCGACGGCGGUGGUAUCUGCUGCAACUGCGUCAUCAUACCUUGACGAUGCUAUUACUAUGUCUGGUUCACGUAGUGCACCCUUCCCGAUCUUCGUCGGUGCAUUAUUGAUACUGGCACUCUUCAUGCUCGUCAGCUUGUGUGGAGCGCGAGAGUCCGCGAGAGUCGCGAGCGGUGUUCUUGUGUUCCAUCUAGUGACCAUGAUUGUACUCAUUAUCGUGUCUGCGGUGGCUUGGGGCCACUCCGGGAAUGGUGUUCUCGCAGCGAACUGGCAUGCCGGGUCCCACAACGGUCAUUCAAUAGCUAAAGCCAUAUGGGAUGGAGUUUGCAUUGGUAUGCUUGGCUUAACAGGGUUUGAAUGCACUCCAUCUUACAUCUCCAAGAUCAAGCGCGGGGAUUUUCCACGUGUACUACGUAAUCUCCACUAUCCAGCCAUCGUUCUCAACGUAGGCACUAUCCUGGUCGUCUUGGGUUUGCUCCCAUUACACGUCGCUCUAGACUCAAACACGGGUGGUCAGCACGUCCUGAGCACGCUAGGACAGCGGGCAGGAGGAAAGUGGCUUCGAACUUGGGUCGUUAUUGACGCAAUCGUCGUACUCUGUGGCGGUGUCCUCACCGGGAUCCUUAGCGCAGUUGACCUCUUUAUGGAACUCGCUCAUGACCGCGUCCUUCCACAUUUCUUCGCCCGGACGCUGCCAGUGACACAAUCCCCGUACAUCGCAGUGGUCAUCUUCGUCGCGUUCUCUGUGGCUUUGUACGCCAGCUCAGGCGCCAAUUCUGAGAUCAUCAGUGACAUGUUCUCCGUAGUGUGGCUCGCAGUGAUGGCUCUCUUUCCGAUCUCGCUCAUCCUGCUCAAGUUCAAUCGGCCUCGUCUCCCGCGGGAGCCAGACACGUCCAUCUGGCACAUAUUCUUCUCUUUGUCCCUCGCUAUUGCGAUAAUCGUCGGAAACAUCCUCAUCAAACCUGUCGUCAUUGGAUACUUUGCGGCUUACUUUGUCGCGUUGGUGCUGUUUUUCGCAGGCACGCACAAUAAGUCCAGAGUGCUGAAAUGUGUGUACUGGGUGUACGACCAGACUCCUAUCAUGCACCCCGACAGAAUGUGGGGACGGGCGCUCGGAAGUCGGCGACAUCGACGGCGCGAUCCACAAGUUAACAUGCAGGAGCUUGACCCCGGAAAGCCCUGCAUCGAUGAACGCAUGGUACGCGCCAUCAUGAAGCUGAGGCGACAGCCGGUCUGCGUGCUCGUGAAAAGCGACGAGAUGAACCACCUGAUACAGAUGGUAUUUUACGUUCGCAAGAACGAGGACACUUCAAUGCUGAAGUUUGUGCAUUUUUAUGGCGAUGACCGAGAAAGCAUCCCUAGCGAGCUGGAGGCGAACAUUCGGAUCAUUGAUGAAGCGUUUCCUGAGAUGACCAUCGACCUCGUGCUGGUGGAAGGCAAUUUCAGCCCACGUAACCUUGAUGCUCUGUCACAAAAGCUCGAUGUGCCUCGUUCGCUAAUGUUCAUAAGUUGUCCGGGCAAGGACGCACAAUGGCGAACAGAAGAACUGGGUCGGAUAAUAGGGAUCUAGCGUUAUCGGAGGCGCAUGUACGAUAUCUGAGAUCGUGUUCAUCUCGUAGAAGCGCUGCUCACAUAAGGGAACCGCUUCCUUCGCGACAUUAAUGCCCCUACAAGUCAACUACAAGUCCGUCCUGAACUUCACAAAAGUGAAGACGGGUGUUAGCGAGGCAUUGCGAUAAUCAAAACUCUGAGGUUUUGCCAGUCAUACUCCA
Molecule: messenger RNA, 2176 nt
Organism: Coniophora puteana RWD-64-598 SS2
Lineage: Eukaryota; Fungi; Basidiomycota; Agaricomycetes; Boletales; Coniophoraceae
Product: AAAP amino acid permease
Exons: 12
Coding region: 1-1974 (657 amino acids)
Biological process (GO): transmembrane transport; amino acid transport
Cellular component (GO): membrane
Molecular function (GO): amino acid transmembrane transporter activity
Source: RefSeq, a predicted model, not a curated record